Messenger RNA from Cladocopium goreaui, 981 nucleotides. Lineage: Eukaryota; Dinophyceae; Suessiales; Symbiodiniaceae. The record is from the annotation of a GenBank genome assembly.
AUGAAGUCUGUCAAAGGAGGCAGGUCAAAACAAGCGGCAGGCAAAUCGAAAGCAGCCAAGGCAGCAGCCAAAUCCAAAACGAAAAAGGAUGCAGGAGCAGGGAAGCCAAAGCGUAAGGUGAAGAAGGAGGGGAAGACAAAAGCCGCCCAGAAAAGGCAGGUUAAGUCGAGGAAUUCCUAUAAGGGCGACAAUCAAAUUUUCCGGUAUUCGGCAUGGAGAGCAGUUCCCGAAGCCCAUCUACGAGAUUUCAUGGCUUCUGUGGAACCCUUGGCAGCUAGCAGCAUGAAGACCAAUGACCUCACUCCAGUUGAGCUGCGACGUGCAUUCUUCGGUUAUUUUCGCCAGCCACCAGGAAAAAAACCCGAGAAGAAGACAAAGGGUGAGAUCAGGAAGGACCUGGUUGACCAGUACGAGUCAUUGAAGCGCCCUGGCCACAACAAGACUCUGCCGGAAAUUAUCCACGCUGUGGAGAUUGAGCUCAGCCGGAACUUGGAAUUCAGCAUUGAGAGGGUUGGGAAACAGCAAUUUCUUGUUUGUGGUAAAAAGAAGGUGAGCCUUCCCAACAAGCCCUGGAAAGAUGAAAUCUACAAGGAUCCCAAGACAGGAGUUCCGUUUGUGAGUGAUGGGAAAUCAUCGGUCCAUUGUGUGGUUUUCUUUCAGUCAGCAGAAGCCAAUAGUGAAGCAGCGGCACCGGCUUCGAAGCCUGCCAAAAUCAAAGCCAUGCCUGUGCCACUACCGGGAGAAAACACUAUUCCUGAGAUUCACAAAGCAGGUGAUGGUACUGGCCCUGCUGCUCCAGAGUCUGAAGAUGAAUCACCAUCGCCUUCACUGCCUGACUCUGACGAUGAUGAACCUGACCUUUCCAAGGAACCAUCUUCUUCUUUUCACAGUGCAAACAUUGUUGUACCUUCUUCAUUUAAAUUUAACAGUGCAAAUAUUUACUUUCCAAGGAUUAAGUGCAAACAGCGUUGUACUUUUUGA